AUGCCGAACGCGGCCCACUUCACCGCCUGGUCCAGGUCGGCGUCGUCGUACACGAUCAGCGGCGACUUUCCACCGCACUCGAGAGUGCACACCUUCAGGUUCUCAGCGGCCAGUUUCUGGAUGAUUUUGCCCACGCCCGUGCUGCCCGUGAAGGUGAUCUUGUCGAUACCCUUGUGUGCGGCGAUGUGCGAGCCCACCUUGGCCCCGAGUCCGCAAACAACGUUCACCAGUCCUGGCGGAGCACCCGCCUUUACAAACAGCUCGCACAUGAACAGCGCAGACAACGGCGUAUUUUCCGACGUCUUCACCACAAUCGCGUUGCCCGCAGCCAGACACGGAGCCACUUUCCACGCAAACGUGGACAUCGGGAAGUUCCACGCCAUGAUGGCAGCACACACCCCGUAUGGCUCCGUGAUGGUGUAUGUGAACUUGGACCGGUCCGUCUCGAUGGUCUUGCCGUCCUCGGCACUUAUGGCCAACGAGCUAUAA
Messenger RNA from Ogataea philodendri, 489 nucleotides. RefSeq lists its product as uncharacterized. The record is from RefSeq and is a predicted model, not a curated record. Lineage: Eukaryota; Fungi; Ascomycota; Pichiomycetes; Pichiales; Pichiaceae. The coding region runs from base 1 to 489 and encodes 162 amino acids. The transcript has a single exon.